GAUGAUGGACAGUUCCAGCGCAAGCGUCGAGGAAAUCUGCCCAAGGAAGCGACCAAUAUCCUCAAGACCUGGUACAAUACUCAUCUGCAUUCGCCAUACCCAACUGAGGAGGAGAAGUAUCAACUAAUGCAUCAAACUCAAUUGACCUUGAACCAGGUCAGCAACUGGUUCAUCAACCAGCGUAGACGU
Messenger RNA from Mytilinidion resinicola, 189 nucleotides. Its product is annotated as Homeodomain-like protein. The record is from RefSeq and is a predicted model, not a curated record. The transcript is spliced from 2 exons. The annotation marks the transcript as partial. Gene Ontology annotation, biological process: regulation of transcription by RNA polymerase II. Lineage: Eukaryota; Fungi; Ascomycota; Dothideomycetes; Mytilinidiales; Mytilinidiaceae. Gene Ontology annotation, molecular function: RNA polymerase II cis-regulatory region sequence-specific DNA binding; DNA-binding transcription factor activity, RNA polymerase II-specific.